This is a messenger RNA of Fusarium pseudograminearum CS3096, 240 nucleotides long. RefSeq lists its product as uncharacterized. NCBI's taxonomy places the organism in Eukaryota, Fungi, Ascomycota, Sordariomycetes, Hypocreales, Nectriaceae. The record is from RefSeq and is a predicted model, not a curated record. The coding region runs from base 1 to 240 and encodes 79 amino acids. The transcript is spliced from 4 exons.
AUGCCUAUCAGCAAGAAGGACAGAAGAAACAAGGAGCACAAGCGAGCUGAUGCCGCUGGAACUCGUGCUCCCGUGAAGGCCAACGGCCUCCCUGUCAAGGCUCCUAAGCCCACCUCUAUCUGCCAAAACUGCCGCAAGGAGAUCGUUAACACGAACAAGCUCCAGCUUGAGGUGCACGCUGAGACACACGAUGCGAAGCUUUGGCCUAAGGAGAAGUGUUGGCCCAACGAUUUCCAGUAA